Striga asiatica is the source of this 1183-nucleotide messenger RNA. The record is from the annotation of a GenBank genome assembly. Lineage: Eukaryota; Viridiplantae; Streptophyta; Magnoliopsida; Lamiales; Orobanchaceae.
CGCUAAAGUUACUGAAAUAUUCCGAGAUGGAUUCCCUACCUCACUACGCCUACAAGCCUCAAACGGUGUAUACUCCGCACAGCUGAAAAAACAACACUGAAAUAUUGCCAAUUAAUUAGGUAAAGGGGUGAAAGAUGGAAAUUGGCAGUGGCAGUAGCAGCAGCAAAGUGAUACCGGAAUCAAUAAUUGGGGCGUUGAAGCGAACAUCCAACAACAUUGAUGAUGUAAAAGAGAAUUUGGAGGAGUUUUUGUCUUACUGUACCCAUGAAACCCUUUCAAGAAUGGAGCCUUUAGAAAGAGCCCAAGUCCUUCUCUUGCUAGCCAAAGCCACAACUACUCUCUUUGCUUUGAGGCUAAGAUGCAAGGGUGUGAAUCCAGAUGAUCAUCCUGUCAGAAAGGAGUUUGAAAGAUUGAGCUUGUACCAAGAAAAACUGCAACAGUGCAUGGACUUGAACAAAGCACCAUUGCGUCCGUCAGUCACCAUUAAUCCUAAGGCGGCAGCCCGUUUUAUCGAGCAUUCCCUACCUGAUCUUUCAUCUGAGCAGAGGCAAAGCAUGCGGAAAAUUAGUCAAGGGGUAGAUCAAAGGAUCAACUAUUUGGACAAAAAUCUACAGAAGAAGAGAAAAUUCCAAUCGUCUGAGAGGCAAUCGGUUCGUACUGCGGCUCAGGAGUUUCUUGAGAAAGCAGCUCGUGAGCUACUCGGGAAUAGUAAAAAUGGUGUAAAAGGACCUUUUCAACCUGAGGAUUCGGAUGAUGAUGUCAUAAUUCUGGACUAAUUCUCUGGUUAAGCGUGGAACAUAUGAAAGAGCCUGCUGAUUAAACUUUUCAGGACGAGAAAAUAAUUUUGCUUGGACUGACUUACAACAUAAUGUGGCUUCCUUUCCUGUUGCCGUUUGCUCUAGAUUUUUCCAACAAAUACUCGUCUCCGAGUAUGCCUCUUAAUUGCCUCUGUCUAGAACGAGGUUAAAAUGCUCUAUCUAGGAUCGAACUUUGUAUUGUUUUCUAUGUUGUCGUUUUCCUUAGCAGUAGCUUUUUUCAGGAUCGGUUUCUUUGUGCAAGUUUCAUUUCUGAUUUGGUUAUAUAAUGCAUUUUGGAUGUACGAUUUUUUGCUCUUGGGCAUUAAGCGUGAUCUUAUAUAUUUGAACUUGGAUAUAAUUCGUGUGAAUAAAUAGUUAUAUUCUGC